AUGCCGGUCUUCUGUGAGUACUUCAAGGAGCUGGAGGAGGAGAGCAUCCGCGACAACUUCGUCAUCAUCUACGAGCUCCUGGACGAGCUGAUGGACUUUGGCUUCCCGCAGACCACGGACAGCAAGAUCCUGCAGGAGUACAUCACGCAGGAGGGUAACAAGCUGGAGACAGGCAAAUCCCGCGUCCCCACCACGGUCACCAACGCCGUGUCCUGGCGCUCCGAGGGCAUCAAGUACAAGAAGAACGAGGUCUUCAUCGACGUCAUUGAGUCGGUGAACCUGCUGGUGAGCGCCAACGGCAGCGUGCUGCUGAGCGAGGUGGUGGGCACCAUCAAGCUGAAGGUCUUCCUCUCGGGGAUGCCCGAGCUGCGCCUGGGCUUGAAUGACCGUGUCCUCUUCGAGCUGACGGGGCGAGGCAAGAACAAGUCGGUGGAGCUGGAGGACGUGAAGUUCCACCAGUGCGUCCGGCUCUCCCGCUUCGACAACGACCGCACCAUCUCUUUCAUCCCCCCCGAUGGAGACUUCGAGCUCAUGUCCUACCGCCUCAACACCCAGGUGAAGCCGCUCAUCUGGAUCGAGUCAGUCAUUGAGAAGUUCUCCCACAGCCGGGUGGAAAUCAUGGUCAAGGUCAGCCAAGGUCAACGGUGGAGCCUGGCGGUGACCCCCGUGACCCCGGGGAUGGGGUGA
Molecule: messenger RNA, 687 nt
Organism: Haliaeetus leucocephalus (bald eagle)
Lineage: Eukaryota; Metazoa; Chordata; Aves; Accipitriformes; Accipitridae
Gene: AP1M2
Product: adaptor-related protein complex 1, mu 2 subunit
Exons: 7
Coding region: 1-687 (228 amino acids)
Biological process (GO): vesicle-mediated transport; intracellular protein transport
Cellular component (GO): clathrin adaptor complex; clathrin-coated vesicle
Molecular function (GO): clathrin-cargo adaptor activity
Source: RefSeq, a predicted model, not a curated record